AUAAAUCCUCCUUCUUCCCCCACCUCCCCCACUCACUCCACUAUCCAGAUCCCCCACUUCGCCGCGCCGAUCCCCAAUCCAUCACCGGAGAAAACACGCGAAAGGAAGGAAGGAAGGAGAACCAUGAGCGCCAUGGUCGCCUCGUCGCUGAAGCUGAACCCGGACGCCCCGCUCUUCGUGCCGGCGGCGAUCCAGCAGGUCGAGGACUUCUCCCCGCAGUGGUGGGACCUCGUCAAGUCCACCGCCUGGUUCCGCGAACACUGGUACCACGAGCACCAGCAGCUCGACGACAUGGCCGACUCCCUCAACGCCUUCGAGACCGCCGACCACGACGACGACGACUUCAACGGCCUCCUCCUCCCCGACGCCAUCGACGACGAUGACCAGGACGGCCUCUUCUACGGCAACACCACCUCCACCACCCCCCAGGCCGCGCGCCCAACCGUGACACUCACCACUGGUACGCUACGAACCACACCCACUAUCCUCACACGUUUCACCCCUCACAUAACACUGAACAAGAAUGCUGUGCUCAAGGCCCUGGUGUCUCCGAAGGGUGGCGACGCACCCAAGGGGUUCCCGGAGAAGCCGAGGUACACCGAGAAGGCCACCAAGUACGCCGGCAGCCCGAGCCCGAGGGGCGGAGCCGCACCCCGCUUCAUCCACCAGCCUCGCGGCUAGGCUGCAAGCUUCAAGAAGUCGCUCCUGCCUGCCUGCCUGCUGCCACCGUGUGGUAUUUCUUCAAGUUCCUUCUAGUGUCAGUAGCAGUGGUGUCCCUUUGUAUAUUACUACCAAGUAGAAAUGACCCAAGAAAAGAGCAGCCAAAUGCAGACUGCUGCUGUUGGUUAGCGUGAUCGUCGCCCUGUAAGUUAUCUUCGUCGGCCCAGUACGUGUGUGUGCGUGUGUGUGUUAGGGAAGGCUCCAAAAGAGGAGGGAGCAGAAGAACGUAGUGGAAUGCGCCCUUUGUCAAUGUCUGGUGUGCCAUGGCAGGCAGCUUAAUGUUAAUUACUGUUUAGCCUUGUUUAA
This is a messenger RNA of Lolium rigidum, 1026 nucleotides long. RefSeq names its product protein EARLY RESPONSIVE TO DEHYDRATION 15-like. The transcript has 3 exons. The record is from RefSeq and is a predicted model, not a curated record. Lineage: Eukaryota; Viridiplantae; Streptophyta; Magnoliopsida; Poales; Poaceae. Bases 124 to 681 code for a protein of 185 amino acids.